AUGCGGAAUACCAGCAUUUCUCUUUGUGAUCGAGCUACUCCUGCUAUGAAAUCUCAUGCACGACAACAAAAAAACAUGUGGGCUAAUGAGAUUAGCAGAGAUAUUGGAACGAGAAUUCUUAUGUGUCAAAUAUCCAACUGGAGCCAAUUUAUUGCUACGAUAAUACCGAAAAAAGAAUCUAGUCAGGAAAAGUGUAAUCACGGACUGUAA
This is a messenger RNA of Necator americanus (New World hookworm), 210 nucleotides long. RefSeq lists its product as uncharacterized. Lineage: Eukaryota; Metazoa; Nematoda; Chromadorea; Rhabditida; Ancylostomatidae. The transcript is spliced from 2 exons. Bases 1 to 210 code for a protein of 69 amino acids. The record is from RefSeq and is a predicted model, not a curated record.